CCAAUCUGCGGAUCGCCUUGGGCUCUAAUGGCAGAUCUUGUGACGUCCAACACCUUGGACAUCUUUCGCGCCUGACUUCCCAAUGCACGCCACACAGGCCCAACUGACCUCUAUACGCUCAUUAUCCGUGGCAGUAAAGUCUGAAGAUGCGCUGCAGAGCAUCGAUAGGCUGCAGUGGCUUGUUGGUACUUUACACAUCUUUGACGAAAGCGCAACGACAAGGCCUCCUCGAAGCGCGAACACCUUCACCGCGAGACAUCGAACCAAGAGACUUCUGGAGCGAUCUACAAACCAAUCACAUCGACUCCGUCGCCAACGCCGCACAAGCACUCGUGAAUCAAAAGUUCCCUGGAGAAACGCCGACGAAUGUGAAUUUGCAGACAGUGGCAUGGCCGAGCACGUAUCAGAUUGGUGGCACAACGUACACGGCAAUACCCACGGUGACCCAGGCGUCAACAUCGAUGACCUCGGAGUCUACUACGAGCACGGACUCGUCCAGCAUCGCAUCCAGCACGUCGGUGUCGACCACAGAAUCAUCUACCUCGGUCACCUCUUCAACGUCAACGCCAACGCCGACGGAAGUCCACAAGAAAAACCACAUCAACGAUGGCGAUCGCAAAGUUGCAAUCGCCUUGGGAGUCAUAUUCAUCUUGGCAGGUAUUGUUGCGGCGCUACUAGUGCUGUUGGCUGCAUGGUCUAGGAAACGAAGAACAGGCAGCUACUUCAAACCUGCAAGGUGCCCAGAUUGCACUUCAUCAGGCGCGCCGUCUGUUUUGUUCGGUGUUGAUCGGAACUCGGGGGCUUGGAGGGCCGAGCACAAUGAACAAACACAUAGCUGGCUUGCAGGUGCAAGAGCCUUUGGUUCAGUCAGGUCUGGAGGGACGAAUUCGAUUAGAGCCAACUUUCCGGAAAUGACUGGAAGUGCCGAAAGGCUUCCGAUUCCAGUCGAGCCCGGGCAGGCAUUAGCCACUCACCAUGAUUUUCCGCUGGUGGGCGAUAGCUGUUCCAGCCGAGGGAACGGACGAUUGCAGAAGUCUCGUCCUACGACACGAGAAGGGUUCAUCGAGCUCCACGAUGCUCCUGCCGGAACGGCCGAACUAUCUGGAGAUGAUCUGAACACGAUCAAUGAGCUGGAGGGCGACUCUGCAGACCAAAUCCAGCCUAUCACCAGGCGACUCUCGAGCUUCCCAUUCAUGUUCAGCUCGAGUGUCAGAGGUGAUAGUGAUGCAGCCACCACCCCUGGUGGCAUGGCGUCCAGAUCAAACAGCGGAAAUACAAGAACUACAGCAUCAGAGUUAGAUGCCAAUGAGUCUGUCGUAAGAAGACGCCAUUCUAGCCUUACGAAACUCACCAUCAACCCUGUUGUUAUGGCAAACGUCACCGGAUCUGAAACAAACCUCCGAAACUCCAGUAAUGGCUUUGGUAUAACAGUUUCGGAUCUGGAUCAUGACAAAAAUCUCCGACCUUCGGAAAUGGACGGCGAGUCUCCUACAAGAAGGGCUUCAACAUGGCGCGAACUGCAACGUAGCACGUUCACUGUGGACGACCUGAAAGCUGAAAUUGAAAGCUUCAACGCGUUACUCGUAUCCGGUUCCGAAGGCGCUACUACUAGUGUUGCAACCUCUCCAACAGCCAUGGAUGAUGAUCGCCGAGCCUCAGUUCUCAGUCCGUCAUCGACUGGCGCUUGGUCAGAGGCACGCGAUACAUCUCUGGACGAGACUUGCACGGCACCUACAGACUAUACUGCACGCACGCCCUCCAAUGCGUCACAAUCAGCCAAAUCUUCAUCAUCGUCAGGGGAUGGCUCGCCAACUGGGUAUGUCUCGGCGUUACGUCCUGCAUCUCGUUUACCCGACAUCAAAACGACAGAAGUGUUCCUUCCACCUCGGCCACCUCAAGUCCUUCUUUCAGCAACGAAGCCCAGCAGCAUACACUCUGUUUCGUCGAUAUCGACGCUUUCCACGCCUCGCUUACCUGCACCUCCUACGCCAAGUGAGCGCGACACCAUCUUGAACAGGCUUAAGCAACAAACCUCCUCUCCGCGCAUAGCACCGACAAACACCUCACCGGCAUGGGCUCCGGCCGGUGCGUACGCGAUGGCACCCAUAUGGAGGAAGAAACGCCCUGCGCCCCUCACACCGGACUUCCUCCUACCCUCCGCCAAUAGCCCACGUUUAGUGUCACCAUUGAGCGGUGGCGGCGGAUAUGGAACCAAGAGUCCACUUUCCGCCCUUGCCUCCUCCUUCGAGGAUCUUUCGAAGACAACCACACUCAGAGCUCCAGAUCCCACUGCCUACCCAUCUAGCGAAGCCUUGGCAAGCCCAGCUUCAGCAAGUUCACCUCGAAGACCAAGACCAAGACCUCUCUCGCCGGACUGGCUUCCAGAGACACUGCGAGCGGGCAACGGAGCAAGAAAAGGAUCGGCCGACUCUGCGAGCGGCGACAAUGCAGAGCCCAAGAAUGACAACAGCGGCCCAGUCGAGAAUCUCGGCGCAGCGGAAGAAGACCACAUCCUCUCGCACCGCCACAGCCAAUACUUCCGUCGAUGUUCAAGACUUGAUCCGGGCUCUCCAUACUCGUACACUCACGCCCCCGUUACCCCCAAGUUCCAAAGCGGAGGGAAAGCUAUCCACUACCCUACCUCCGAAGAAGUCAAGAAGUUUUCUUUCGACGACGGAUCACGGGAGUCAUCUAGUCACGGAACCGAGGUUCAUUUCGAAGCCAGAGACGACGGAGAUGAUGGAUGGAAGCCUUCCGGUUCUGAUCUUGAGGGCGGAGCUGGAAGAUGGGCUCUCAUGGCUUGAGAAAUCGAUUCAGUGUGAAACCUUUCGCUUCUUCACCUCGUCUUUGCUGCAGGCAGUACGUGCAGAUUUACAUGACUAUCUCUUUGGACGAACACGAAUAAUGGUGUGAGAGCUUCGAAUGUACAUAGUUAUACACAUUUUGUGCGAGCAUACGCCGUUUGGCGUGGGCAUCAAUUGCAAUAGCGGGUCCGACAUAAUUAUUGGCAAAGUGGGUCGACAACAGCGGAGUUGGAAG
Molecule: messenger RNA, 3039 nt
Organism: Cercospora beticola
Lineage: Eukaryota; Fungi; Ascomycota; Dothideomycetes; Mycosphaerellales; Mycosphaerellaceae
Source: RefSeq, a predicted model, not a curated record